Messenger RNA from Serinus canaria (Common canary), 2030 nucleotides. It is a transcript of the gene DND1, whose product is annotated as DND microRNA-mediated repression inhibitor 1. Gene Ontology annotation, molecular function: mRNA binding. Gene Ontology annotation, cellular component: cytoplasm; nucleus. The coding region runs from base 166 to 1116 and encodes 316 amino acids. NCBI's taxonomy places the organism in Eukaryota, Metazoa, Chordata, Aves, Passeriformes, Fringillidae. The transcript has 6 exons. Gene Ontology annotation, biological process: mRNA stabilization; negative regulation of miRNA-mediated gene silencing. The record is from RefSeq and is a predicted model, not a curated record.
CAGGUAUUUUAUAGCCUGCAGUGACACAACCUUCACACAAAAAAAGUGUCUCCCCAGUAACAGCUGCCAAGGUUUUGUAAGAUAUUGGAUCUGCAAGAUCCUAUGGUGCUGCUUUGGGGCCUUAUGGAGUAAACAUGGACCAACGGAAUCAACGAGGCCAGUAAGAUGGCCCUGCUCGCCUGGGAGAAGGAGAUGGGCAUCGAGCUGGUGCAAAUCAACGGGCAGAGGCGCUAUGGAGGGCCCCCCCCAGGCUGGGUGGGCGGCCCACCGCCAGCCAACACCGAGGUGUACAUCGCCAGGCUGCCGCAGGACAUCUAUGAGAACACGCUGAUCCCGCUGUUCAGCAGCGCCGGGAGGCUCUACGAGUUCCGCCUCAUGAUGACCUUCAGCGGGCUGAACCGCGGCUUCGCCUUCGCCAGGUACGCCUCCCGGCAGGAUGCCCGCAGCGCCAUCGCCGCCUUCCACCGCUUCCAGCUGCGCCGGGGCUGCGCCAUCGUCGUCUGCUGGAGCACGCAGAAGCGCGAGCUCCUCAUCGACAGCCUGGGCGCCUCGGUGAGCCAGUGGGAGCUGGAGGCCAUGCUGCAGACGGUCACCGAGGGCAUCUGCAGCGUCACCCUGUACUCCAGCCCCUCCCAGAAAGAGGCCAAGCGCGCCGUGCUGAAGUACAGGUCGCACGAGGCUGCUGCCCUGGCCAAGAAAGCCCUGAUGGAAGGGAACCUGAGGCUCGGGGAAGAAAAGAUGAGGGUGGACUGGCUGGACCCUCAACUGAAGCAGAAGCUGCAGCUGUGUAUGGAGGAGCCAUUGUCCAGCUGGGUGCAGGGAGAUGAGAGCCCAGCAGUGCCCCCGCCUCUGUCACUGCAGAACGUGCUGGACUGCCUGAACACGCUGUGCUGGAAGCAUCACCUGAGGACACCCCUGUUCAUGACCCAAUGUGUCCAGGUGAACCCCAAUGGGUGGCAGCGGUUCUGGUACCAGGUGGCCAUCCCAGGGUUCCACGUGCCCCUCAGUGGCUUCAUGUGGAUCUCACCAGACAGGCAGGGCCAGAGCAACCACGAGAAGGCCAAGGGGGUGGCAGCCCUGCAUGUUCUCCGGGUGUUGGGGUGCCAGCUGAAGUAGGAGCUGCUCUGCCACAGCCACAACUGAGCCCAAGCCCUGCUGGGCUCCCAGCCCUGUUCCAGCUUUCCUUGGAGUUGUUUGCAUCGGUUUUGAGAGCUGGCUCUGGAGGAUAAAGGCUGCUGUCCUGGUCCAUGGCAGCUACCCUGUCCCCAGGCAGCCCUUGAGUUGGUUCUAGUUUUGGGUUGUUGGUAUUCCUGUUGCCAAGUUUGGUUCUGUUAAGUUGGUUUGUGUUGCGUUGGAGGGCAGAUCCUGGAGAAGCAGUAGCAGCUCUUGGAGGGGCUGCCAGCACUGGAUGCCAGUGUGAUGGAGGGAAUUCCUCCACUGGCAUUCCUGGCUCCUGGGGAGCAGCCUCAGGGGAGGACAAGGCCACACACAGGGAGUGUCCCAGGGGUCACAGACAUUCUGUGGGCUGGUGGAGGUGCUGUGUGGGGAGAGAAGUGCCUGAAACCUGUUUGCAUAGUGAGGAAGCAGCUGUGGAGUUGGCAGCUGUCCAUGAAUGAUUCCUCAGGAGUGGCAGGUCUGGCCACUGUUGUCUUUUGGGAUUAAAGAGUUCUGGAGUGCACCAGCUGGGUCACGUCAUCUUUUCCUCCUGCAUCCUCAGCUCCCUGCCUGUCCAGUGCAUCUCAGUGCUCUCCCCACACACCAGGAAAGGCAGAGCAAGGGACAGGGUGGGAUCUGGAGCCUUCAGAGCCUGGUGGGCCCAUUGUGUGGGAAGCAGCAUUCCUUAACACCUUGAUCUUUGUUGUCUUCUGCUCACUGAGCUCUUUCUCACCAGCUUUUGAUACCCCUCAGGCUCCUCCAAGUGCCUCCUGAGGUCCUCCCAUGCCUUUUGGUGAUCCUCUGGGAUAUCUGGUAGUGUCUUGUUGGAGGUUUUUCCCUUUGUUUUUCUUUGUCUUAGGGAAUUUUCCCCCAUU